This is a messenger RNA of Caenorhabditis remanei, 978 nucleotides long. RefSeq lists its product as uncharacterized. NCBI's taxonomy places the organism in Eukaryota, Metazoa, Nematoda, Chromadorea, Rhabditida, Rhabditidae. Bases 1 to 978 code for a protein of 325 amino acids. The record is from RefSeq and is a predicted model, not a curated record. The transcript is spliced from 6 exons.
AUGGAAGACCCAAUCUACAACCUCCCCGAAUAUUUAAACUUCCGCUAUUCCUUCAAUUUCGCUACUAUUCUCGCAAUAAUCCCAUUUAUCUAUAUGACACCAACGAUUUUGGUUAUGUGGAUGAUAAUAAGAACUUACUGGGGAUUGAAGACACCACCAAUGGAUCGCCACAUUUUUGCGUGCAUCGUGUUGAAUUUUAUUUGUAGCCUCCUAUUCUUCCUCUCCGACUAUCUCCGUAUCUCCCUGCCAUCCACCGGUCUCCUCACAUCCUGGUGUGCUACUAUUGCCCCUAACCACUACUUCAAAGUGAUCUACCUCCUCUCAUUCUUCUUCAACUACUGUAUCCUCAUCCUUCCAUUCCUCUUAUCCCUAAUCAGAGUAGUUAUUUUGUUUCGACCACAGGAUCAUGUUCAUAUCAUACCAAAACUCAUGAUGAUAUGUCUCCCACUUCUUCUAAUCAUUCCGUUGGGUUGCACCGCAUUCAUGAUUCCAGCUCUGGGUUACUGUAGAACGAUGAAACACCCAUUUAAGUUUGGUGCUGUUUAUAUCUACUAUUACGGGGAGUGGUCUGGGUGGCGAAACUCCUACAUCCAUCUGAUAAUGUCAGUGGUGAUGUGUAUUUUAACUUUGUCGUGUACUGGAUUGAUGCUCUAUAAGUUACGGGCUACUACGGCGGAUAGUAAUAUCUCAUCCUUUACUAAAAAGAGCUCCACCAGAGCUGAACGGUCAUUAACUAUAACUAUAAUUGCAUCAAUGAUACCGUUUAUUAACAACACAGCGUUGACGAUAAUCUACCUAACCCUGCCUGAAUAUGUAUACUACUUCAUUAUAAUCCGCCCGUUUGGAAACGACAUCGAGACUUGCAUCUUACCGUGGAUACUGUAUUUAACUCACCCAAUGUUCAAGAAGAUGGGAAUACCGUCUAGUGAGACAUCGAGUGUCUCAGUUGUGAAUCAGCAGAAAGUUAGUAGUGUUUGA